AGAGAGUAUAAUGAUGGUAUAUAUUAUACACGAAAAACUCUUCAUCCAGAAAAAGAUCAAUUUGAAAUUGUUGGGAUACAAAUAGCAGAAGAUACUUUACAUCUGAAUGUUCUUAUCAGGGAUAAAAUGAAUGUUAAUAGAUAUUAUAAUAUAGAAUCAGCAAAAAAUCCCUAUGCAAAAAUCAGAAGAGGCU
This is a messenger RNA of Racocetra persica, 193 nucleotides long. NCBI's taxonomy places the organism in Eukaryota, Fungi, Glomeromycota, Glomeromycetes, Diversisporales, Gigasporaceae. The record is from the annotation of a GenBank genome assembly.